Molecule: messenger RNA, 767 nt
Organism: Acromyrmex echinatior (Panamanian leafcutter ant)
Lineage: Eukaryota; Metazoa; Arthropoda; Insecta; Hymenoptera; Formicidae
Product: chitin synthase chs-2
Biological process (GO): chitin biosynthetic process
Cellular component (GO): cell periphery; cell septum
Molecular function (GO): chitin synthase activity
Source: RefSeq, a predicted model, not a curated record
UGUUCGAAUGUUAUCCUCCUUCAGAAAGUGGAUCUAUGCAAAAUAACAGAUUUUUCGAAAUCGUCAUUUGGAUCCUAAAGAUAUUCAUUUAUGGAUUAUUAUUUGCUAUCGUUUUUUGUAGCGGUAUCGUAUCUAAGUUAUUUGUUCUAUUGGCCAUCGCACAAUUACGGAAAAAUCAAUCGUUGCCCUUUUGUAAUCAUAAUGAAGAAUUAGAAGAGCUUUUUACCGAAUAUGCGCAAGAUGGCCGUAUAAAAUGGACAUGGUGUUUGAUUUUCAUAUAUCUCAUACCGGAAUGUAUCGGAAUGUUAAACACCUUGUGGCACUAUCUAUUCAAAAGAAAACCAAGGAUGCCAAAGAAAUGGAAUGUUUUACUCAUGAUCUUGAUAGAUACUCUUCACACGCUCGGUUUAGUAUUGUUAACUUUUAUCAUUCUACCAGAAAUCGGUGCAGUGCAAGGUGCCGCGAUCUUCUGUUGCCUAUGUUUCAUACCGGGAUUGUUGAAUCUACUUUCGCGAAAUGAAGAGAGCCGUAAUAUAUCAGCAAUUAAAUUAAGAUUACUAAAAAUUUUUGAUGCACUGGCAUUGAUCGCCCAAAUCAGCGGGAUGUUGUGGCCUUUGAUUCUUACUAUCGAGCACGACGUUGAUAAAACAUUGAUGUGGAUUACUCCCAUUGCUCUUGCGUUAUGUUCAAGUCGCUGGUGGAGCAACUUUGUACCGACUCACAGCAACGUUGUGUUUUGGAAAGCUCUCUAGGUGUACUACAAGAAU